GCUGCUGCAGCAGCAGUCGCCCGCGCCGGUUGGGGGUCAGCUAGAAAGCGGAGCCCUGGCUGUCAGCUUAGGCGCAGCUGCUUCCCCAACCUUCUUCCUCGGGGCACGGUCCGGUCCCUUCCGCUAGCCCAGGAACCCUACCCCGCCCCACCACGCAGAGCAAAGAAGGAAAGAGAGCCCCAUGCCUGAGCCAAGGGGAGCAUCAUGGAUCUGACAAAGAUGGGUAUGAUCCAGCUGCAGAACCCUAGCCACCCUACGGGGCUGCUGUGCAAGGCCAAUCAGAUGCGACUGGCCGGGACUCUGUGCGAUGUGGUCAUCAUGGUGGACAGCCAGGAGUUCCAUGCCCACCGGACGGUGCUGGCCUGCACCAGCAAGAUGUUUGAGAUUCUCUUUCACCGAAACAGCCAGCACUAUACUCUGGACUUCCUCUCGCCAAAGACCUUCCAGCAGAUUCUAGAGUAUGCCUACACGGCCACACUGCAGGCCAAGGCAGAGGACCUUGAUGACCUGCUCUAUGCAGCCGAGAUCCUGGAAAUCGAGUACCUGGAGGAACAGUGCCUGAAGAUCCUGGAGACCAUCCAGGCAUCUGAUGACAAUGACACAGAGGCCACCAUGGCAGAUGGCGGGGGUGAAGAAGAAGAGGACCGCAAGGCUCGAUACCUCAAGAACAUCUUCAUCUCGAAGCAUUCCAGCGAGGAGAGUGGGUAUUCCAGCGUGGCUGGACAGAGCCUCCCUGGGCCCAUGGUGGACCAGAGCCCUUCGGUCUCCACCUCUUUUGGGCUUUCAGCCAUGAGUCCUACCAAGGCAGCAGUGGACAGUUUGAUGACCAUAGGACAGUCUCUCCUGCAAGGAACUCUUCAGCCACCUGCAGGGCCCGAGGAGCCCACACUGGUGGGGGGUGGGCGGCACUCUGCGGUGGCGGAGGUGAAGACAGAGAUGAUGCAGGUAGAUGAAGUCCCUGGCCAGGACAGCCCUGGGGCAGCUGAGUCCAGCAUCUCAGGAGGGUUAGGGGACAAGCUUGAAGAAAGGAGCAAAGAGGGGCCUGGGACUCCCACUAGGAGCAGCGUCAUCACCAGCGCCAGGGAGCUUCAUUACGGGCGAGAAGAAAGUGCUGAGCAACUUUCACCUACAGUUGAAGCUGGUCAGGGACACCCUGGGCGACAGGAGCCCCUGGCACCCCCAGUGGAGAAGCAUUUGGGCAUCUACUCAGUGCUGCCCAACCACAAGGCCGAUACUGUGUUGAGUAUGCCGUCUUCAGUGACCUCUGGUCUCCAUGUGCAACCUGCCCUGGCCGUCUCCAUGGACUUCAGCACCUAUGGAGGCCUGCUGCCUCAGGGCUUCAUCCAGAGGGAGCUGUUCAGCAAGCUGGGUGAGCUGGCUGUGGGCAUGAAGGCCGAGAGCCGUCCUCUGGGGGAGCAGUGCAGCGUGUGUGGGGUCGAGCUUCCAGACAACGAGGCUGUGGAGCAGCACAGGAAACUGCACAGCGGGAUGAAGACGUACGGGUGUGAGCUCUGCGGAAAACGGUUCCUGGAUAGUUUGCGGCUGAGAAUGCACUUACUGGCUCAUUCAGCGGGUGCCAAAGCCUUUGUGUGUGAUCAGUGUGGUGCCCAGUUCUCAAAGGAGGAUGCUCUGGAGACACACAGACAGACCCAUACUGUGUCUGAUCCUCCCUGCCGUAACACUUCCAUCUACAUGCAGGGACGUAUUUGGACAAUAUUAACUGAUAGAGAUAGAGCUCUGUUGGAUUCCACAGUGCAGAUUGCUCAGCAUCAGCAUCAUCUCAUGACCAUGAUUGACAGCCCUUUGGCCAUCAUGGCCAGCAUUCAUACUGGAACCUUGUAA
Molecule: messenger RNA, 1842 nt
Organism: Microtus ochrogaster (prairie vole)
Lineage: Eukaryota; Metazoa; Chordata; Mammalia; Rodentia; Cricetidae
Gene: Zbtb16
Product: zinc finger and BTB domain-containing protein 16
Exons: 6
Coding region: 205-1842 (545 amino acids)
Biological process (GO): regulation of transcription by RNA polymerase II
Cellular component (GO): nucleus
Molecular function (GO): protein binding; DNA-binding transcription factor activity, RNA polymerase II-specific
Source: RefSeq, a predicted model, not a curated record